CGCGCAUGCGCACUGUUCAACAAAACCAAUAACACAGAUCGCGUGGUCAGUUUUGAGUAGCAAGUUCUAGAGAAGAGACAUCCGAACGCGGGGGAUACUCAACUUAUUCAGCGUGUCACACAAUCUCUGCAAGUUUUAAGAACCCUCCACCAACAAUGGCCAAGAAGAAGUCGCAGCCACAGCCUGUGGCCAAGACAAAAGACUGUUUCCAUGAAGUGUUUGGCUUUUCACUGGCAGACCUGUCUUCCCCGUCUGCUGUAGUCCGUCUGCUGUGUCGCCCAUCUGAUCCAGCCUGUCUCGGGGUUACUCGCUUCCUGUUUGGUCUGUUGAUGAUGUUCGACAUCCCCCAGGAGAGAGGUCUGGGGAUGGCGGAUGUACGCUGGGGUAAUGCAGACGAGUGUCGGUUCCCCCUCUUCAACUUCCUGCAGCCACUUCCCCUUGUGUGGAUGUACAUUGUGUACCUCAUCAUGCUUCUAGGUUCAGCAGGUAUCAUGCUGGGCUUCAUGUUUCGCUGGAGUUGUCUGUCCUUCCUCCUCACCUACUGGUACGUCUUCCUGCUGGACAAGACAUCCUGGAACAACCACUCCUACCUGUACGGUGUCCUGACCUUUGUUCUGCUGUUCUCUGAUGCCAACAGAUACUGGUCUCUGGAUGGCUUGUUAUUCCCGAAGAUCCGAAAUGCUCAUGUUCCACUGUGGAAUUACACUCUGCUGAGAACCUUGGUGUUCCUGGUGUACUUCAUCGCUGGCCUGAAGAAGCUGGACCUGGACUGGGUGCAUGGCUACUCAAUGCAGGAACUCUCCAAACACUGGGUGUUUGACCCCUUCAAGUUCCUGCUGACAGAAGACCAGAUAGACAUUUUUAUUGUGCACCUGGGAGGGCUGACCCUUGACAUGUUCGUCGGCUUCCUUCUGUUCUUCGACAAGACACGAGCCCUAGGAAUGUUCUUCUGUUCCGGCUUCCAUCUCAUGAACUCCCAGAUGUUCCAUAUUGGUAUGUUCUCAUGGAUGAUGCUUGCCACACAGCAAGUUUUCUGUUACGCUGACUGGCCGAGACGGAUGUUCAGGAAGGUGCCUCCAUCACUGAGAGUAGUCUCCCCUGAUGACGAAGACAUUCAAACCAGCAGCCACUGUCUCUACAACAAGGAAGAUGUCAAACCAGAGAGGGAGUCUGGUGUGGGUUCAAGGAAGUCGCCCUCGAGUGUGUUUGUGCUUGGAGCUGCCUCGCCAACCAGACCGUCCGUGUACCACAAGAUCUCCUCCAUCUUCACUGUCUGCAUCGUCUUCAGCCAGUUCUUCCUACCGUACUCCCACAGUCUCACCAAGGGCUACAACAACUGGACGAAUGGCCUGUAUGGCUACUCCUGGGACAUGAUGAUCCACUCGUGGUCCGUGCAGCACGUCCGCAUCACCUACAUCAACAAAGACACUGGGGAACAGGGCUACCUCAACCCUAAUGCAUUUUCUGGGUCUCGACGCUGGAGUUCUCAUGCAGACAUGUUGAAGCAGUACUCCCAGUGUAUCGCCAGUCACCUGCAGCGCUACAACAUCACCAACGUCGCCCUGCACUUCGACAUCUGGAAGUCCAUCAAUGACAGAUUUCAGCAGAGAAUGUUUGAUCCCCGGGAGGACAUACUGGCAGCCCACUGGAAUCCCUUCAAGUCCACGGCGUGGACGAUGCCGCUGUUGAUUGACCUGUCUGACUGGCGGGGGAAGCUGGCAGAGAUACAGUCAUCGCUACACAACUCCACCAACCACACCGAUGUUGUGUUUGUCGCAGACUUCCCAGGUCUGUUCCUGGAGAACUAUGUGCAGGAGGAUCUGGGGAACACGUCCAUCACGGUGCUGAAGGGCAGGGUUGUAGUGGAGUUGGUGGAAGACCGAGUCAACCAUACACUCCUGGAGGGGGAGACCAUGCAGGUUCCUCCUGGGGAGUUCCACAAUGUGUACACGGUCUCCACAACAUCCUCCUGCUACAUGUACAUCUACGUCAACACCACAGAGGUGGAGUUCCUGGAGAACCUCACCAAGUAUGAGAAGGCCAUCACCAGCACGGAGCACAAUGACUCGGACAGCCAGGCCAACAUGACACUGACCAGGUUCCAACAAGACCCCAUGCUGGACCAGUACAAGGAGGCCCUCGCAGCCAAGAAAGCAGAGGAAUCAAGGAAAAAGAGGUCAUCCAUAGACAGAAUAAAGCAGUUUCUGAUGAAAAAAUAUAAUCUUUUUAUGAGGAGUUUUAGAUUCACAUGGGGAGCAGUGAAAAGUAUUGUCACGAACAAAUCUUUUGAUGAAUUUCUUAAUGAAACAUAUGUUUGGGAGACGGAAAAUUUAAUCAAUGCUUCCGAGCUGGAUCUGUCACCAUGACAACAGGGCCCAAGUUUCCAUGAGCUGAUUGUGAUAACGUGUGAGAAUGUGUGGACAGAUGUCGUGUGGCUUUUGUCUGUGAACUCAUAACAGCUAUUUUAUUAAGACUGUCAUCAGAGGAGGGUCUGUCUCUGAAAUAAGCCUAGGAGGCCUCAUAUCAGGAAUUGCUGUUGAUAACAAAUGUGAGCUAAUGAUCUUCAAGAAACUGUAGCAAACACUCUUGCUGUGGUUGGCACAAGUUUACAUGGAACUUUGGAUCAGUUCUGUAAGAUCUUUGAUAGUUAUGACAAAAGGAUGUGUAUAAUAAGACUAAGGAAGGUAUUGGCUCCCUGGCACCAUCACAUCAGCUGAAAAAUAAGGAUUUGUUGAUAUAAAAUGGGAAGCAGCACAUUUCCUCUUGCUCGCCGAAACAAAGACAUCCCCCUGCAUCAAAGACGAGAACGGAGUGAGUUGUUUUACCUCAGUCUUCAAAACAAGAUAAAACAUGAACUACUGAGACUCGAGAAGUUGGGGAGAUUUUGGAAGAUGUUUCUUCUCCAUUACAAGACGUGCCAGAAUCAUAAUUCCAAGAUGGCUGCUCCAUAAAAGGGGGAGUGAAAUGCUCAAGCAUUGACACCAUUUACAUGUGAAAGUGGUCAUCUUGCAUCUUGCACUGUUUUAUCAGCAAAUCAAUGGUCAUUGAACAAUAUUACACUGUUUUAUCAGCCAAGCAAUGUUCAUUGAGGAAUCUUGCUCUCUGUAAUCAGCUAAUCAAUGGUCAUUGAACAAUAUUGCAUUUUUUUAUCAGCCAAUCAAUGGUCAUUGAACAAUAUUACACUGUUUUAUCAGCCAAUCAAACUUAUAAUCACCUUGUGCUGGUUGGAGAGCAUUUAAUCAAAGUUAUGACUUGACUGUUGAUAUGUAGAAGUUCCCAGACAAAGAAUGUGUUGUUUUUGAGUAAGAAUCACCAAAGUGAUUAUUUUUUCUUGAGAAAUAAAAUCUUAAGCACUUAGUGACCUAGGUGAUGAAAUCAUUUUUAAACCUGUACACGUCUUGUCUACCAUCUCCAUAUGUCAUUGCAGAAUGUUUACAUCAGUGUGAAGUGUCACAAAGAAGCUAAGAUGGAUUUAUCAUCCAAUUCGAAGAUAAGGGAAAAUGUGAGAUUUCUUUUAACAUUUUGUUAUUUUCUUGUUGGAGGACAUUGUAAUAUUUGUGUCUCCAAUUUUUACGAAUUUCCAAACAAGAUUCCAUACACUACAGUUUGAUUUUUGAAAGUCAUUCCAAGAGAGCUGUUUUGCUAUCUAUUGACCCUAAAAUGUUACUGUCCAAGGUUUGUUAUUUGUCAAUCCUUAUACUUUGUUGCAGACAACUUGGUGCCCUUUGUAUGAUGAAAGGUUUUCUUUUUCUUUGAAUUUGUUUGAAUUGGAUUGCUAAGGUGAUUACAAAUAGAAAAUUACUACAUAUCUUCGAACAAAUUUCUGUUUUUAAUAAUGGUCCGUUAAUUAUCCCAUGGAUUAAUCUUUUUGUUAAAUUAAUCUUUUCUAUCGGCAGUAUAAACAAAACCCUUUUUCUUUUCUGAAUUUUCAAGUUUGAAGGUAUUUGGAUCUGUAAUCUGUACACCAAGCAAAAAUAUAUGUAAGACCUUGUGUACACAAUCUAACAAAUACACCUUACAGUAACAUACCAAAUGAGAAAUCGGCCAAAGUAUAAUACACACGACUUCCAUUCUAAGACUCAUGUUGCUCAAAGUUUUAUCCUGAAUUAAAGAGUUUUUGAUAAUUGUUAAAUACAGUCUGUGUUGUUAAAUCAUUCAUUCCAAUAAGUACGAAAUAUUACAUUAAUUUGCUCAUUUUUAAAGAAAAUUGUAUACAUAGAAACUAAAUGUUUAGUUUUACGUUAUUGAAAUGUGCAUGAGUUUGUAUUUUGGUACCAGAGGAGAGGCACCUACAUUCAUCAUUAUGCACCAUAUGCAUACAUGGAAAGUUGGUAAAUUGCAAGAUUCUUUCCAGACGGCACUUUUGAGGCAACUUGUAUUGAGUAACCAGAAGGUAUGCAUAUGUUUCAUUUUGUAAGUGUGGUGUCCUGUACUAAGCCGAGGUGCUACACAACCACUAUAGCCAUGUAUACAUCGAUGUUCAUGUCAUGGUAAGCUGAAAUUGUCAUGUUCAAUAUUUUGUAUACAGCUGCAGGAAGGAUGAAAUAAAGGUUGUGAGAAUUGUU
This is a messenger RNA of Haliotis rufescens (red abalone), 4565 nucleotides long. Its product is annotated as vitamin K-dependent gamma-carboxylase-like. The record is from RefSeq and is a predicted model, not a curated record. Gene Ontology annotation, molecular function: gamma-glutamyl carboxylase activity; vitamin binding. The transcript has 16 exons. The coding region runs from base 156 to 2366 and encodes 736 amino acids. Gene Ontology annotation, biological process: peptidyl-glutamic acid carboxylation. NCBI's taxonomy places the organism in Eukaryota, Metazoa, Mollusca, Gastropoda, Lepetellida, Haliotidae.